GACAGAAAUCAUCGUCUCGACACGCCUCUUCGUCACAUAAGCUUUAUGAACAGCGAGCUAGCGUAACAUGCUUUCCGCCGCUCCCACCGUCCUUAAACGCACCCGUGUCGAACAUUGCGUGAGGUUGAUCCACUCUUCUUGUUUGCUCAAAAUGCCGAUUAAGGUGGGUGAGUCUCUUCCUGCGGUGGAAGUCCAAGAGGGCAAGCCAGAAACUAAGGUGGCAAUGGAUCAACUCUUUAAGGGGAAGAAAGGCGUCCUCUUUGCUGUACCUGGAGCUUUCACCCCUGGUUGCUCCAAGACUCACCUCCCAGGUUUUGUGCAGCAGGCAGCGGACUUGAAGAGUAAAGGCAUCCAGGAGGUGGCCUGUGUGUCUGUGAAUGAUGCUUUUGUUAUGGCUGCCUGGGGAAAGGAGCAUGGAGCAGAUGGCAAGGUUCGAAUGCUGGCUGAUCCAACUGGAGCAUUUACAAAGGCUGUGGACUUGGUACUUGACAGUGAUCAGAUUGUGCAGGUGCUUGGAAACAAGAGAUCAAAGAGAUAUGCUAUGCUGGUGGAGGAUGGAGUCGUGAAGAAGAUCAACGUGGAGCCCGACGGCACCGGGCUGACCUGCAGCCUGGCACCCAGUAUCAUGUCCGAACUUUAGACUUGUUUACAACUUGUCGAGCAAACUGUAAACGUUGCACUAACUGGUCCAGAUCUGUUACAAUGUUUCUUCCUCAUCCCAAAGAGCACCACACAUUUUACAUGAGUGCUAGUUCUAAAAUGGUCAUUAAUGCGCACAAAUAUGACAGGAAAGACAAUAAAAAAAUCUAAUAUGC
Molecule: messenger RNA, 815 nt
Organism: Phycodurus eques (leafy seadragon)
Lineage: Eukaryota; Metazoa; Chordata; Actinopteri; Syngnathiformes; Syngnathidae
Gene: prdx5
Product: peroxiredoxin 5
Exons: 6
Coding region: 68-640 (190 amino acids)
Biological process (GO): cell redox homeostasis; cellular response to oxidative stress; hydrogen peroxide catabolic process
Cellular component (GO): mitochondrion; cytoplasm; peroxisome
Molecular function (GO): thioredoxin peroxidase activity
Source: RefSeq, a predicted model, not a curated record